Rana temporaria (common frog) is the source of this 3659-nucleotide messenger RNA. RefSeq names its product ATP-dependent 6-phosphofructokinase, muscle type. Gene Ontology annotation, cellular component: cytoplasm; membrane; 6-phosphofructokinase complex. Gene Ontology annotation, molecular function: ATP binding; monosaccharide binding; 6-phosphofructokinase activity. Gene Ontology annotation, biological process: canonical glycolysis; fructose 1,6-bisphosphate metabolic process; fructose 6-phosphate metabolic process. The record is from RefSeq and is a predicted model, not a curated record. Lineage: Eukaryota; Metazoa; Chordata; Amphibia; Anura; Ranidae. The coding region runs from base 24 to 2546 and encodes 840 amino acids. The transcript has 24 exons.
ACCAAUGACUGCCAACACAGGCUAUGUGUUCAGCCAUUGAACUUGAUCGGGUUUUCAUCAAACUUCUAAUCUCAGUGUCACUCUCCGUUGGAGUUUUACUUUUCUUCAGUUUUUUUCGACUCAGGAAAAGAAAGACAGAAAUUGCUGAUAGCCUGGAAGAGCAGGACUUUGCUGUUGCCAGCUUCAGUGACUUACAGAAAGAAAACGAAAUGCUGGGGAAAGAUAAGCACCAUGAAGCCCAAACUCUGGGAAUCGGUAAAGCUAUUGCAGUUCUUACAUCAGGAGGAGAUGCACAAGGAAUGAAUGCAGCUGUACGAGCAGUGGUGAGAGUGGGCAUCUACACUGGUGCCAAAGUGUACUUUGUACAUGAGGGUUAUCAAGGACUGGUCGAUGGAGGUGACAACAUUCGGGAAGCCACCUGGGAAAGUGUGUCAAUGAUGCUGCAGUUGGGUGGCACUGUAAUAGGAAGUGCACGAUGCCAGGAUUUCCGAAAUCGAGAUGGUCGUCUUAAAGCAGCAUGUAACCUUGUGAAGAAAGGAAUUACUAACCUAUGUGUCAUUGGAGGAGAUGGCAGUCUGACAGGAGCGGAUACUUUCAGAGCAGAAUGGAGUGGACUGCUAGCUGACCUAUUGAAAGCAGGGAGAAUAUCAUCUGAUGAGGCCAACAAAUCUAGCCACCUAAAUAUCGUCGGUAUGGUGGGUUCCAUUGAUAAUGACUUCUGUGGCACAGAUAUGACUAUUGGAACUGAUUCCGCUCUUCACAGAAUUAUGGAGAUUGUGGAUGCAAUUACUACAACAGCACAAAGUCACCAAAGGACCUUUGUUCUUGAAGUGAUGGGUCGCCACUGUGGAUACUUGGCUCUAGUAACAGGUCUGGCUUGUGGAGCAGAUUGGAUUUUUAUUCCAGAGUCUCCACCAGAAGAAAACUGGGAAGAACAUCUCUGCAGAAGACUAAGUGAGACUAGAUGUCGUGGAUCAAGAUUAAACAUCAUAAUCGUUGCUGAAGGAGCUAUUGACGUGGAUGGUAAAGCUAUUACAUCAGAAGACAUAAAAAAUCUAGUUGUAAAGCGCCUUGGCUAUGACACAAGAGUCACCGUUCUUGGACAUGUUCAGCGUGGUGGGACUCCUUCAGCUUUUGACAGAAUUCUGGGAAGUCGAAUGGGCGUUGAAGCUGUCAUGGCUUUGCUGGAAGGUACACCAGACACGCCUGCUUGUGUGGUCAGCCUGUCUGGAAAUCAAGCAGUCAGACUGCCAUUAAUGGAGUGUGUUCAAGUGACCAAAGAUGUGACCGCAGCCAUGACUAAUAAAAAAUUUGCUGAAGCUCUUAAAUUAAGAGGAAGGAGUUUUGAAAACAACUGGAGUGUCUACAGGACGCUGGCUCACAUAAGGCCCCCUUCCACAAAGAGUGGUUAUAACUUGGCUGUUUUGAAUAUUGGUGCCCCUGCUGCUGGCAUGAACGCUGCAGUAAGAUCCACUGUCAGAAUUGGCAUUAUCCAAGGCCACAGGAUGUUUGCUGUGCAUGAUGGAUUUGAGGGCCUUGCCAAAGGACAGAUAGAAGAAAUUGGAUGGGGUGGUGUUGGAGGAUGGACUGGACAAGGAGGAUCUAGACUUGGAACUAAAAGGGUGCUGCCAAAGAAAUACUUUGAGGAAAUCAGUGCAAAUAUAAGCAACUUUAACAUACAUGGCCUGAUCAUUAUUGGCGGUUUUGAGGCAUUUACAGGCAGUCUGGAACUGGUGGAAGGACGUUCUAAGUAUGAGGAGCUAUGUAUACCUAUUGUUGUUGUUCCAGCCACCGUCUCAAACAAUGUCCCCGGAUCUGACUUUAGUAUUGGUGCCGAUACAGCUCUCAACACCAUAACCACUACCUGUGACCGAAUCAAGCAAUCUGCUGCUGGAACAAAGAGGAGAGUGUUCAUCAUUGAAACCAUGGGAGGUUACUGUGGAUACUUGGCUACUAUGGCAGGGCUAGCUGCUGGAGCAGAUGCAGCCUAUAUUUAUGAAGAUCCCUUUUCUAUACAUGAUUUGCAGGUUAAUGUGGACCAUCUUAUAGAAAAAAUGAAAACGACUGUGAAGAGAGGUUUAAUUUUAAGGAAUGAAAAAUGCAAUGAAAACUACUCCACCGAUUUUAUAUUUAAUUUGUAUUCAGAGGAAGGAAAAGGCAUCUUUGACAGCAGAAAAAAUGUCCUUGGUCACAUGCAGCAGGGAGGAACACCCACUCCAUUUGACAGGAAUUUUGGUACAAAAAUGGGUGCAAAAGCUGUGCUAUGGAUGACCGGAAAAGUGAAGGAGUGUUCUAGACAUGGUCGCAUAUUUGCAAACACAGCAGAUUCAGCCUGCUUAUUGGGAAUGCGCAAGAGAAGCCUAGUUUUCCAGCCCUUGUCAGAACUCAAAGAAGAGACUGAUUUUGAACAUCGCCUGCCCAAGGAGCAGUGGUGGUUGAAACUUCGCCCCAUCCUCAAGAUUUUGGCUAAAUACAACAUCAACCUGGACACAUCAGAGACAGCACACAUCGAGCACAUUACCAGGAAGAGAUCUGUAGAGUCCUAAGUCUGGAAAAUGAUUGCCAUGUACUUUUAACCUCAAAUGGCUUUUCUUUGUUAUUUUUGGGAAAUAGAAUAAACUAAUUUCUUGCAUGUAAUGGAGGCAGCUAUUUUGCAUGCUGAAACAGUAGUAACUAGAAAACUUCCAAAAUGUUGGAAUUGGAGAUCUAAAGGAAACUGGAGGUAAAUGUUGCCUUUAGUUUCAAUUUUCAUCUUUUUUUUCACAGUUAUGAUAUCGUGUUCAGACUACAGCAUGGCUAACUCCAAUAUGUGCAGGCAAUGGAUGCACUUUUAUUUCAGGCCCUGGGUAUUUAAAGCAACCUUAAUAUCAUAUUUUUUUUUCUCUGAGUAAAAGGUCUUGGUUUGUGUUGAAUUAUAGUUUAAAAAAAAUAAAACAAUAAAGUGGCAAGCGUUGCAUUUUUAAGUGUAACAUCAGAGCACGUUCCCUGCAAUGACGAUUAGUAAAGGUGCCAGUCACAGCAUGUUGUAAUGUGUUCCUGAAAUGAGAAAUGGAACUGAGAGUGUUUCAUCACAUCUGAAAUCCAGACUUGUAGUAUGUAAAAUCUGCAGGGAAGGAGAAAAGAAGUGUUGACCACAGAAAUCAAUUAGAUAUUUGCUAUCUUUUUCUAGUAUGCACUAGAACAGGGGUCUCCAAACUGUGGCCCGAGGGCCGGAUGUGGCCCUUUGCUAGCGUUUAUCCGGCCCUUGGGCACUAUUCCUCCCACUGACACCAACAAUGGGGCCCUAUUUCUUCCACUGAUACCAAUGAUUGGAUACUAUGCCUCCUACUAAGAGGGACACUACUCCUCCUAUUGACCACCAACCCUGAGUACAUAUGUAUUCUUACUGAUGCAGAGCCCCGGACAUUUCAACCCCCGCUAGCCACAAUCCGGCCCUCCUAAAGCCUGAAGGACAAUAAACUGGCCCUUUUGUUUGAAAAGUUUGCAGACCCCUGUACUAGAAGAACAACUCCUAACAUAUAAUUGGUUGUUAUGGCAACAUGAUUGAUUUCAUUUCUCUAUCUACGAUAGCUCCUAAUUAGAUAGUUUUACUAUUUUUCAUUAUAGUAGUACUGUUUCAAGAGGAUAACCCAUCUAUUGAAAUAAACUUGAAAGCUUUG